Messenger RNA from Xenopus laevis (African clawed frog), 4234 nucleotides. RefSeq names its product provisional ortholog of RIKEN cDNA 5430427O19 S homeolog. The record is from RefSeq and is marked predicted. Lineage: Eukaryota; Metazoa; Chordata; Amphibia; Anura; Pipidae. Gene Ontology annotation, biological process: regulation of toll-like receptor signaling pathway.
CUGCACACAGAGGGAUUAGAACUCCGACAGAAAUAAUGCAUUAACCUGUAGUAAUUCAAAGAUAAGAGAGCAAAAUAUUCUGCCAUCAGAAUGUUGGCUGAAGCUUUUAUCAGUACAGUUAUGUAUCAUGAAACAAUUCUGAAAAUAAGCCAGCAGAAAGAAUCAAAAAAAGGACAAGAGUAUAAUGGGUCCCAGGCUGGUCGCUUUGAAAAUUCAUAUGGGAGUCUAUCAGAAAAAAGAACUCCGAAAGUGUUCAAGGCAAGUGGAGAGGUGUUGAACUUUAUACAAGCCAAUCAUAAUGUCAAGUCUGCUGAACAGCUUUCCCCACAGCUGAUUGGUGACCUUGCAGGUGAUACUUCACCAGCAAUGAGUAUUCCGGUGUCUUAUUAUAAAAGUUCAAAGCAGCUGGACUUAUAUACUUCAUGGUCAAGCAUGUAUGAAAGCAUUUAUAAGAACUACCCUGAUCUGCACAUUGGAGGAGACCAUUUCCUCAACAAAAUGGAUUCAGGUUGUAUCUUGGACCUUGACACUGAAUUACCAGAUGGCCCUGUUUUGCUUUCUGAAGAUAUAGCCUCUGGUUCUACAAAUUCCCUUGAGGUUUUGAAUAAGAAAUCUAUACUAAGUAUAGUACAUAAUGAAGAAAAUAAAGAAAAGAGCAUCACUCUACAAAGUGCUCCAUUUUCUAACUCACUUCUCAAUGGCUAUAUGGAGAGCAAGAUACAGGAGCUCUGCAAACAAUUUCUUGAAGAAAAUACAAUGACUGAUGGUUCUCUAUAUACUUUAAUGUUUUCUGGAUUUUUAAUGAACAAUGUCAAUCAAAUCAGUGAGCAGAUUUCACGGGAACAAAACUUGGACCAUGCUAUGGCAAGAGAAGCUCUUCUGCAGUGUUUGAGAAGUUCUAGUAAGAUCAGCUCAGAGUUUGCCACUCCUGUUCUACAUAUCUCCACUUUAGAUGGCAAAAAGAACGCAGAUACAUUGUCGACAACAAAGUCUAGUUACUGUAAAUGCCCAUGAAUAGAAUAACAGAAUGAGAGAACCAUGGAAAAUAAAGUGUUUACCAUAAAUUGGAAAUUAUACUCAUUAAGACAUCCUGAAGUAUUAAUUCAAACUUGAAAAUAAUUAGUGUGACAUGCUAAUCUGUAAUGAUUUCAGGAGAGUGAAAAUCUAAAAUGCCAAAUUACAUGUAUAAAAGUGUAAAAUAAAAAGUUUUAGAUCUAUGUAUAAUAAAUACUCUAUACAUCAUAUACAUUAAGUACAUCAAUUCCUCUUUAAAUAUAUGAUAAUGCCGUUACUAGUAGUGAUGGACGGAUACAUUUGGCAAGCAUGGAUUAGCUGCGAAUUUCCGCGUUUUACCGCCCGCUAAUGUUUUUGUUGACAAUUCACUGGUGAAAAAGUUUCGCAAAUUUUUUCGCCAUUUUGCCGGUGAAUUUCUCAGCACAGAUUCACCCAUCAGAAGUUACUGGGUGCUAAAGCUUUAUUGACAUAAGAACAGUGAAAGAUCCGGGAGAAAGGUAAAACAGAGAUUCAUCCUAGGUACAGACACCAUUAUCAAAUGCAGAUUAUGGGCCAAGAAAGAUUAGAAUGGAGAAGUGACCUUUAACCCAUUUUAACCCUGCUCAAGGCACACGUUUGUUAUAAUACUAUUAAAGACAUUUAUUUUACAUAUUCAUGCACAGAUUAUGUGAACCUUUCUGUUACUCAAUUUAUCAUAGUUCUGAAAAUGUAAAUACUAAUCUUUCGUGCCACCAUAACCUACCUCUUAUUAUUUCAUAUAACUUCAGCGUUACCCAUGACUCCAUGUCAUUUCUGACACUACAAAAUUCAUAUUUUAUUCUCCACAACUUCUUCAAUUGGUAAAGAGCUUGCUAAGCCAAUAAUUGGAGAGAGCAACGAUGAUGUGGAAAAUCUUGACAGAAUCAUGAUCAUUGCAAAAUGUUCUUCCAUUUAAUUAAAAAACACUUUUAUUAGAUCUAUUAAAAACUAUUAGAUCUAUUAAAAAUUUUGUAACGGAAUGAAAGCAAGAAAAUGGAGCAUUAUAUGACUAGCUUAACACUAUGGGGCUGAUUCACUAAGGGUCGAAUAUCGAGGGUUAAUUAACCCUCGAUAUUCGACUGGGAAUUGAAAUCCUUCGACUUCGACUUUGAUUUAGCGCAGAUAGUACGAUCGAACGAUCGAAGGAUUAUUCCUUCGAUCUAACAAUAAAAUCCUUCUAAUCGAACGAUUCGAAGGAUUUAAAUCCAACGAUCGAAGGAAUAUCCUUCGAUCAAAAAAAGUUAGCCAAGCCUAUGGGGACCUUCCCCAUAGGCUAACAUUGACUUUGGUAGCUUUUAGAUGGCAAAUUAGGAGGUCGAAGUUUUUUUUAAAGAGACAGCACCUCGACUAUCGAAUGGUCGAAUAGUCGAACUAUUUUUACUUCGAAUCCUUCGAUAGUCGUAGUCGAAGGUCGAAGUAGCCCAUUCGAUGGUCGAAGUAGCCCAAAAAAACUUCGAAAGUUAGUGAAUCGGCCCCUAUAUGUGGUUAACUAACACUUCAUCAGAAGAUGCAGUGCCCCCUCAAGGUGUCCUAUGUUUAGAACAACCCAUUUAAAGGUGAAUUUAUACCUACCCACGAUUAAAACCAGGAAUAUACAAGCAAUAAAACAAAUCAACUUUUAGAGAACUCCAAAUCUAAACCUAUAUGGACACGUAUUUCUCAUUAAAUAGGUACAUAUUGAGAUUAAUAGCAACAUUUAAGGUAUUAAUGUUAUACUUGCCCUUUAUAUAAUUUUGUUAUAUUUUUAAAUAUGUUUUUACAAAACUGUCCCUAAGACGCCUAGCCCAGUUAUAAAUUCAUCUUCCAACACUCCAUCAUUGAGUUGGUGGUGAGUGAUUCCUUGAUCAACUGAUUUGGUCUUCACUGGCACACUAGUCUUUAAAAAGAGAUCAAUGUUCCAGUCCAGAAUGCUUGAUGAAAGUGGUUCUCUCUCCACAAUGUAACAGGUAGAAAUGUUAGACUUUUCUUAAUGAAAUAUAAAACCUGAUCUCCCCAACCAGGCUGCACUGCAGUUGCCAAUACUGGUCUUUGACCUGUCUCACCAUGCUAUAGCAGCUGUCUCUACUCUAAACUCUCUAUAGCAAUAUAAUUUCAGUUAAGAUAUAUUCUAGUCUAUUAGUAUUAGCUCCUUACAUUUUAUCCAAAGUAGAGCUUAUCAGAUACAAUCUUUCUAUUGACUUUGGGACUUAUCUUUACUUUCACUGCCUCUGGCAUAACAGCAGGGGUCUAUUUUGCCUGUCCUUCUGGUUCCUUGGUUAUUUCUGGUUCCUUGGUUCCUGGAUGUCUUCCAGGCUUGUAACAGUUUCAUAACUACAGGGACUUUCUAUGUUAGUUUUGGCAGUGGAUUUGGUGUAAGGAUCACAGAGGUUAGUACUCACCAAGUUAUGGCUGCAUCUUUAAUUUGAGUCGGGUCAUGGGGUAGCUGCUGGGUGCUGCAACUCAACUGGGACAGGAGAAAAAGGUGCACAGUUUCAGCUGUUCAUGAUGGAGAUGCUUAGAUGUGUUUCCAACUCCACCAGAUAAACAUGCACAUUAACAUGGGUCAAAGCCACAGUUACAUAGCUCUGAAUGCAGAAACAGAUUUGUCCCUCUUUUAGUGUUGCAUGCCAACACCCUAUCUCCAGGAUAUAAAUCUUGAAAUAUUACACAGAUCCUGCAAAGAUAAACCAAGAGAAAUCCUGAGCCUGAUGGUUAAUAAUUCUGUCCAAUGCUCUGCACUACAGUUCCCUUCAGAGUCUGGAAGAUCACAUCCACAUGCUGGUGAUUUUUACCUAAAUUAUAAUGUAUGGUGUAGUCAAAGAGAUACUCAUCUUUAUCCUGGGUUCCCAGUUUGGUGGAAUUUAGAUAAGACAAGUUAUUAUUGUCAUUCAAUGUCUGAAGAUUUACAACAAAGUAUUUAAGACAAUUGGCACAGGUACAAUCACAUGGAGGGUGCUCCACACCCACUAAUUACAUGUAGUUGAAUAAUAGAAUAGUGGUUGUAUUGUUGGGCACACUAAUACCAACACAAUCUAGUAAAUAAACAAGUUUGGAAUCUUUUUAUUCUGUCCCUUAUAUGUCAAUACUCUAAACAGCAUUAUAAACAUUGUGUAAAAUAUAGAUGUGAUAAAGUUUAAAAUACAAGGGGUGUCCCCUUAAUAAAAUGUACCAUCCAUGUAAUCAGCAUUUAGAUUACCCUGUAUAACAAAACUUCUUAACACAC